Messenger RNA from Esox lucius (northern pike), 1278 nucleotides. Its product is annotated as putative protein FAM47C. Lineage: Eukaryota; Metazoa; Chordata; Actinopteri; Esociformes; Esocidae. The record is from RefSeq and is a predicted model, not a curated record. The transcript has a single exon. The coding region runs from base 1 to 1122 and encodes 373 amino acids.
AUGCAACAUGUCUCGCUAUUCAGACGUGUCCCACCAUGUAGACGUGUCCCACCCUGUAGACGUGUCCCACCAUGUAGACGUGUCCCACCAUGUAGACGUGUCCCACCAUGUAAACGUGUCCCACUAUGUAAACGUGUCCCACCAUGUAGACGUGUCCCACCAUGUAGACGUGUCCCACCCUGUAAACGUGUCCCACCCUGUAAACGUGUCCCACCAUGUAGACGUGUCCCACCAUGUAAACGUGUCCCACCCUGUAAACGUGUCCCACCAUGUAGACGUGUCCCACUAUGCAGACGUGUCCCACCAUGUAGACGUGUCCCACCAUGUAAACGUGUCCCACCAUGUAGACGUGUCCCACCCUGUAAACGUGUCCCACCAUGUAGACGUGUCCCACUAUGUAAACGUGUCCCACCAUGUAAACGUGUCCCACCAUGUAGACGUGUCCCACCCUGUAAACGUGUCCCACCAUGUAGACGUGUCCCACCAUGUAAACGUGUCCCACCAUGUAGACGUGUCCCACCCUGUAAACGUGUCCCACCAUGUAGACGUGUCCCACCAUGUAGACGUGUCCCACUAUGUAAACGUGUCCCACCAUGUAGACGUGUCCCACUAUGCAGACGUGUCCCACCAUGUAAAUGUGUCCCACUAUGUAAACGUGUCCCACCAUGUAGACGUGUCCCACCAUGUAAACGUGUCCCACCAUGUAGACAUGUCCCACCCUGUAAACGUGUCCCACCAUGUAGACGUGUCCCACCAUGUAAACGUGUCCCACCCUGUAAACGUGUCCCACCAUGCAGACGUGUCCCACCAUGUAAACGUGUCCCACUAUGUAAACGUGUCCCACCAUGUAGAAGUGUCCCACCAUGUAAACGUGUCCCACCAUGUAAACGUGUCCCACCAUGUAAACGUGUCCCACCAUGUAGAAGUGUCCCACCAUGUAAACGUGUCCCAUUAUGUAAAUGUGUCCCACCAUGUAAAUGUGUCCCACCAUGUAAACGUGUCCCACCAUGUAAACGUGUCCCACCAUGUAGACGUGUCCCACCAUGUAAACGUGUCCCGUCCUGUAGACAUUUAUGCAGAUGUGUCCCACCAUGUAGACAUGUGCCACUAUAUGUUUUGUAAGUAGGAAAACCUGCAAAAUCGGCAGUGUAUCAAAUUCUUGUUCUCCCCAAAGUAUUUCCUUCAUCGAGACCCAAUGUGUGAUUUACUGUAGGUGUUCCCUUAGUUUUUUUGAGCCGUGUGUAUUGUAAGGUGAAUUAUGAGUGCAGUACUUAACAU